Messenger RNA from Parathielavia appendiculata, 1420 nucleotides. RefSeq names its product alpha/beta-hydrolase. Gene Ontology annotation, molecular function: hydrolase activity. NCBI's taxonomy places the organism in Eukaryota, Fungi, Ascomycota, Sordariomycetes, Sordariales, Chaetomiaceae. The record is from RefSeq and is a predicted model, not a curated record. The transcript has 3 exons. Bases 362 to 1396 code for a protein of 344 amino acids.
AAGGAUUCCCGAACCAGCGUGAUAUCGGAGCAACCGAAAGCGAAGUCUCUGCCUGAACCUCUCUUUGUCGAUCUGAUCAAAGUGCUGCGGAGAUACACGUAAAAACAAUCUUUACUUUACGCCACUAGGAAGCAAAACGGCGAUGUUGUACCUGUUACGACAACGGAUUCCAUUCCAUCGAUAAGUGAGGAGCGAGUGCGGCCCACUUUAUUUCCGCUUACACCUGCUCUCCCAACCGGUCAACUACAAACGUCGUCAUCCUCACUCCCUCGAUCAACUGUACGGCAUCGCCAAUUACUCUCCCGAGCUUCACAUCUGACCCAUUCGAUCUGCUUCGCAAUUCUUACCAACAACCACCGUAAUGACCGACGAACUAGCCACCAAAGCUCCCGAGAGCGAUGCGCAAGCUACCAACCCCACCCCUCCUCAGGCGUCGGCCGACUCUCCUGCUCCUACAAACCCGCCGAUGGGCGACCAUUGCACGUCCGACCGGCCGACACCAACAGGCCGGUCUUCCACAGGAGAGAUCACCAAACUAAACGAUGUCGACGUCUACAUCUCCAAACCCGCCGACUACCCACACACCCCAUCCCGCCUGCUCCUCCUCCUGACGGGCGGCACAGGCCUGCACAGCAUCAACAACCAGCUUCAAGCCGACACGUUCGCGACCCACGGCUACGUGGUUGUGAUGCCGGAUCUGUUCGCAGGCGACCCCGCGCCCAACAGCCGCGUCGAGUCUUCCUCUGACAACACCAAACAGCCUCCAUCGUCUCAUCUUGAGGGAGGAGGAAGAGGGGCCUCUUCGCUGCUCGACACACUGCGGCUGAAAGCCGCCGAGACGGCAAAGAGUUUCCUCAUCGACAUGUGGCUGGCGCGGCACACCGAGGAGAAGGUGCUGCCGAUUCUGGACAAGGUGCUCGACGGCGCGGGGGACGAGUUUGCGGACGCCGCGUCGCACGGUGGUGGGGUGUAUGCGGUGGGUUACUGCUUUGGGGCGAGGUAUGUCUUGCUGUUGGCGGCGGAGAAGGUAGGGGGAAAGCAGCAGCAAAGACAGGGCGGGGAAGGAGGGGGGACCGGUGAUGAGGAGGCGGGUGUGGUUGCGCCGCGGAUCAAGGCCGGCGCGCUCGCGCAUCCGACGCUUGUGUCUAAGGGGGACUGGGAGGGGCUGACGGCGCCGUUGAGCGUGGUCUGUGUUGAGAAUGAUCCGCUGUUUCCGGACGAGGUCAGGAUUGCCGGGGAGGAGUACAUGAGUGGCAAUGGGGUUGAGCAUGAGGUGCAGGUCUACCCUGGGAUGCCGCACGGUUUCGCCGUCGUGGGAGAAUACGAGGAUGCGAAUAUCAAGGUUGCGCAGGCCACUGCGUUCGACCAGAUGUUGAAAUGGAUCAACGAGCAUUAGCGGCGGGUUCUGCGCGGGCGUUCU